AUGUUUGCCAUGUUUGACUUGGGCGAUGUGCCUGGCACAUCUCUGAGCACAAAACAUGUCCGCCCAUCGCAGGGCUUGGGAGUUGAGGAGAUUCGAAGGCUUGGAAGAUAUGCCCGACCAUCUUGCCGAGGCUUGCACGACCAUGUGGAGACGAGGCACGUGGUGAGGAAGCUGAUCCACGCGAGAAGUGCGGUGAGUGACCUGCAUGGAUUCACAGCAAGCAAGGAUGUCAACCCGCGCAAGCUCUCGUCCUGCAACGCACAAUGUCUCAACAUCCAUGGCCUGGCUCCUCUCGGGAUCGCUCACGAAUCUCUGCGCGAUCCAAUCCGUUUAUGCCAAUCCCACCCUGCAAGAGAGCCAGGGCUGGCAAGUUGCGUGCACUCGUGCGCAAAUGUGCACCUCCACGUCCACGUCAGCGCUGCUCUCCGUCAGCGGCCUUUCACUGUUCACCCCAAACUUGAAACCCCUAACUAA
Symbiodinium natans is the source of this 474-nucleotide messenger RNA. Lineage: Eukaryota; Dinophyceae; Suessiales; Symbiodiniaceae. The record is from the annotation of a GenBank genome assembly.